AAUAAACACGGUGUUGCUUUUAUUUUCAAGCCUGUUUGUGACUAAACUAACAGUCUGUGAGGACUAUCAGACGGGGUAAGUUAUGUUCAAGCACAAAUUCACAGGCGAGGAUCAGCUCUUCCUUCCCUCCGAGCGACGCAGGCCUCAGUGGCCACGUUGCAUUUCUCUCCUCAGUCCAGAAUAACUUCAUAUUUUAUAAUUAUCUGUGAUAAAAUAACAUGUAACUGUCAGUCUGAUCCAGUUUGCAGAUUUGACCUACAUCUGUUUCCCCUAGAAAUGUGCUUCUUUUUUUUUUCCUGGACUGAAGGUCAACAGACUUCAACACAGGCAACAAAUAAUAAAGAACAAAGUUAAUUUCUAAAAAAGACAAGAUGCAUAAUAUUUGAACAUUAAAAUUAAAGCUUUCAGACAGCAAUGCACAGAUGGACUUUGCUUCUACACGUCUUUUUUUUCUCUCCCCCUUUUAUUGACGGCAUGUAUAAUCACACGCACCUCAUAAAACAUUUAUUGAUACAUAAAGACAUUAUUGCCCUCCUUUGAAUGAAUACAAUAAUUUCACAACUGCUGUUUCCGGCUUAGCUUUAAAAAUUAAAACCAACUCAGAAAAUAUGUUUCCUCACCGAAUAUUAACAAUGGAUCCGCCGCAUUGUGGACGGAAAUGGCGUCUGUUAUUUUACAACAUGUUAUUACAUCUAUUUUACGAGGACUCCGUAAGUCUAUAAACCAUUUUACUAGCAAUGAGGGUAUCAGGACGAUAUUGUGAGACUUUUCUCAAACAUUAAGAUACAGGGAAUCCGUGUUGGUGGACUGUGUAUGUGGGAGGGAAAGUGUCUUAUUCCCCUUUUUUUGGUUGCCUGUAUUGUUGCAGCGUCCUCCUGCAGCACACAUGAGAAACACACAAAAAAAAACCAUUUGCAUUCAUUUGUCAUGUUUUCUCCCUCCAGUCACAUCUGAUGGGGCUUUUUAUUAUUUGUGAAAUGAAAAGCUAAAUUAAACCUGACGAGAGAGGAAAAAAAAAAAAAGGAGAGAGCAAGGGCAGGAUUGAUUUACUCGCUGUAUUGGUAAAUAUGACCACGUGAUCCAUGUAACCAAUCCCUGUAGAUACAGGCCAGCAAAAAUACUAUGAUUGUUCAUAGAGGGAAGCUUCCCGUAACAGUGCAACCCUUAUUAUAUGAGUAGGAAGAGAUCAAAAAUGUCUUCCAGUGGCACUCUCAGCAACUGCUAUGUGGACGCUAUAAUGGGGCAGGAGCCGGAGGAUGUGUACGGUGCUCGCUUUAUUCAGGCUCCACACAUGGUGACCCCGAGGCCGUCAGGUGCUGGGGACAACGCAGACUUCUCCUCUUGCAAUUUUGCACCAAAGUCCGCCGUUUUCUCGUCGUCUUGGUCCUCGGUUCACCCGCAGGGGAUUUAUCAUCCGUACGUGCACCACCACCACCACCACCAGUCCCAUCUCCCCGCCUCGGACGGCAGAUAUGUAGGCGUCCGCUCCUGGAUGGACCCGAUCUCCAACCACGUUUCGUUCGCCGGAUUUCACUCCAGCAGUCGGCCGUACGGGACAAAGCCGGAGGUCUUACCGCCGAAAGCUACCGAGUGCGACGCGUUGGAGGCUGAGGCUCGGCCGCUCGCCGGCGAAUUCGCGUGUGGAGUAUCGGAGUGUCCAGAAAAAGCGACCAAAGAGCACAGUGGAAGUGAGCUUUCGAGCCACAGCGAGCCCAAAGAGGAGAAACAACAACAACUUGACCCAAACAACCCUGCAGCAAACUGGAUCCACGCACGCUCAACCAGAAAGAAGCGAUGCCCCUACACAAAAUAUCAGACUUUAGAGCUGGAGAAGGAGUUCCUCUACAAUAUGUAUUUGACACGAGAUCGACGCUAUGAAGUCGCCCGCAUACUCAGUUUAACCGAGAGACAAGUGAAGAUCUGGUUCCAGAACAGGAGGAUGAAAAUGAAGAAGAUGAACAGAGAGAGGAGCGGCAAGGAUCACCUAUGAAAUCACUGCUGCUGCCAUUUCACACAUUUAUUGUAUGUACCAAGGAAGCCAUCUGAACAAUUACAUUUAUUUUGGAUUUUAGGAGCCUCGGUAGCCAUUUUAUUUUAAUUUUUUUAGACCCUCUAGAUAGCGUAACAUUGCGUGUCAGUGUCAUAACUUGUUGGCUGAUGCAUCAAAAUGUGCAGGAAUGUGUCUUACAGACAUGGAUCCGUGAAAUACUGUUUCAAGCCAUCUGAAAAUUCUCCCUGUUUUACAGUUUUACACAAACACACACUGGGAUGUUCAAGCAGUUUCUCAGAGUUGUUUAGCCCCCCCCUCCCACCACCACAGUAGGAAACGUGCCUAUGUGUAUUGCUUUUAUAGCUGUUAAGAAUGUGGAGUUGUAUAUAAAACAUUUUCACAGCUAAACUACUUUGACUGCUGUCUGUGUCAGUACGCACACAUUGGAGAUACUGCGUCAGUAAACCGUGCAUUGACCCGUUUCCACAGAGGAUUUUUUUUUUUUUACUUGUGUGAGGAAAUUGUUGACCAUGUUUUUGCUUUCAAAGACUCAAAGUGAGUUGGUAUUUGGCAAAUCAUUCAUUUAGCUGAAGUGUCAAUAUACAGUGUGACAUUUUACUCUAAAUAACCCAUUUAACAACUUUCUCUGCGUGUUUCUGGCACACUGGCGGGUUGUUUCAUUUAAAUAAUAAGAUUGGAAGAAAAAAACCUAUCCCUGAGGCCUUGUUUACAGUUACACUGCUACUGCGGCACAAUGCAGACACACACAAGAAGAAAUAAAUUGUAACUAUUUUCAAUAGUUUCAGUGUUUGACAGUUGCAUUUUUUAAUUUGCAGACUGCAAAUGUAUAGAUUAGAGGGAUUUUAAUCUUUAUUAUUAGCACUUUAAUCCUAAAUAAGGCUACAUACUGUAGGCCUUCUGCUAAAUUUAACUUUUUUUUCUGAAUCGAGGAUUUGAAACGUAGAAGAACGAGUAAUAAAGUGUUUACGAUUGGGAGAGGUGUUGCGGCGGAUUUCCAAUUUAUUGUCCAACUUGUACGAAUAAUUACUUUAAAGCAGGAAGAAACGCGGUCCAAUAAAGCUAUAGAAAUGGCUAGACGUCUGGCCUAAAUGACUUUAUGGUCCUGGCCAGUAAUUACACUCUCCUUUGAAACCCCCUUUUUCUUGGGCGUUUGCGUCUGUUGCUGACAAACAGAAUGUAGACACUUUUCCACAGGGUGUCUGGUCGGUGAAUUGUCUUAAAGGAAAUCAUCCCCCACCUUAAUGGUCACGUUUAUUCAUCAACUGCACUUCCCACCGAUGGGAAAAAAAACUUAACUUUGACUGGUGUCCGAUGCAGUCUUACCAUCUGAUGAAUUUAUUUUAUUUUGACAUGCAAAACAAAAAAAAAAAAACAGGAAAUAUGUCCUGAUCUUACCUCAUGCAAACUAUAUAGACUUCUAGUGAAAUAAACCUUUUUGAAUGUUCUUAAACUUAUAACAGAUAAAUUAAUGAAUUAAUAAGUGAACAAUAGAACAUGUAGAGGCAGUUGUAGUCAAAUCAAAUGACAAAACCCUGAGUUGUGCAGGAGUAAAUGCAAUGUGUUUAUCUCUGCUGGAGCUUCAGGGGGGCAGUAAUGGGAUCGCUAGAGGGCGAUAUUGUUCUUUUAGUUUCAGUUACUGCAAUUCAUUCACAGCUGGAACAUGUAGGCAACACAUGGACCAUACCAUACAGCAUGCACUCAUGGAUUCAUUGAUUUGUAUGGGGAAAAAAACUAUACUAAUUAAAACUGGAGGUUUUCUAUUUGGGAUUAAUCAAAAGCCCUCAAAGCAAUGAUAAUAAUACUACAAUGGUAUUCUUCCUCAGAAUCGAAAGAUAGUUUUCUAAAAACCAACAGACCAAAAACAAUAAAUAAAUAUUACACUUCUUUAACAGUUGAAAGCCCCAGUACCUACUUUUUAAUCGCCUUUUGUUAAUAUGCAAAUAAAAAAAUAAAAAACUCUAGAUAAUUGUCUCAUUUCAUCUCAUACAUUUGCAAAAAGAGCAUUCAGUUUUGAUCGACACUCAGAAGGGUUACUGGAGCCAGGAGCAGCCUCAGUUCAUCAGAAGAGAACCAGAAAUGCAGUCCUCUAAAUUUCCCCUUCAAAGGCCAUAUAUCCUCCUCUAAACUUUAUCAUAUUGAUUUAGUAUUUUGCAUGUAUUUUAUUGUCCGUGUUGUAGUGUCCUUGGAGGUAAUGAAAUUAUUGAUGACGGAUAAUAUUUUAUGUAAGCUCUGUAGUGGUUCUGGAGACACCAGAACAACCUUUUUCCUUUUUAUUUCCCAAUACUCAAAUGUAACUUUAAUAUUGAAGCAGUGUUGCAGCGUGGAUGUUUUUGAUUAAAUCACUGUGCUUCAGGGGCAUUUGGAAGAAAAUAGCCAUUAUACAUUUUUUCUUUUCAAAUGGUUUAGCCUGCAACAUAAAACACCUACACAAUUAACACAAUCACGGCAAAAAAUCAUUAGCAGAAUUAUCAAGCUAUAAUAAAUUAAAUUAAGGUUACAAUUAUGGUUUCUGUGACCCUAAAACUGAGUGUAACAAAAACACUUUUCCAUUAUCUAAAUGCUCUGGCUAUCCAGCUUCAGGACUGAUGUAUUUCAUACACACUUAUUGUUGCUUACUGGCUGUUGAAAACUGAUUAUUAGAUCUUUAAACAGCACAGCUCCAGUUUGACACAUUUGAUGAAAGCGCAGUGUGGCCUGCUUUUUCUUAAUUCAGUCUGCAGAGGAAGAACAAGAGGCGCCUCCCUCGGUUUAUACUGCUCUGUGUCCUGAGGAGUUACAGUGAACAUUACUUCAGUCAUCGCCAUUCAAAGUGAUGAUUGUCAUGAGGUUUCCAGUUGUUCAAAGCAUCCAAACACUGACGGCCAAUGGCAGCACUCACAGCACAAUAUGGAUACAAAAUAUUGAAGCAAUUAGAUGAAACGUUGACUUGAUUAUUUGCAUGUGUGAUAAGUAGGCUACAGUUGGUUGCUGACUAUAAGGUGACUGUCACGGCUGAAACCUUGACCCCAGAAUGAUGAUGUUCAGCUUCUUUAUUUUAAAUAUAUAUAUAUAUGUGUCGACAUGAUUACACGCACACAAUAACCGGAUCAAACCUUUUCUUUGAUGAUGACGAAAAUACGAUUGAUAGGGGGAUUUUUUGUCAGUGUGUCAAUUUCCACGCAGUCACCCUCUCUGUACUGUUAUAGACAGUCAUGUGCCUCUUUGCUUACAGGCCAGUGGGGUCAGCUAUUUCACUCUUGCCAUUAGCUGCAGUCACUACACCCGUGGAUGCAGCAGUGCGCCAUAUCCGCACACUUUGUCCUUGCGUUAUUAUUACUGUGUGAAGGCCCGAGAUGAUAGCUGUGUCACCGAUUGGGAACAAAGUUGGGCUAAUGUUGGGGUUUUUUUCCCCCAGAACUGUGUUAAAUAGUAAAGUUACAGGAUUAUUCUGCAGAAAUAUCGCUGGUCCAAGUCGGCUAGCUGGAAUAAGAGAAAGCACAUAAAUGCAGUUCCUUUCUGCGUAUUUCUGAAAGUAUAAGAAGUGUGCCAAUUUAUAGACAUUCUCUGAUUACUCUGCCUGUCUGUCUGUCUGUCUGUCUGUCUGUCUGUCUGUCUGUCUGUCUGUGUGUGUGUGUGUGUGUGUGUGUGUGUGUGUGUGUGUGUGUGUGUGUGUGUGUGUGUGCGUGUGUGUGCGUGUGUGUGUGUGUGUGUGUCUGCUUGUGUGUCUGUGUGCGUGUGUGUGAGAGAGACACAGAGAGAGAGAGGGGGGAGAAGUUUCGAAUUGAACCUAUUUCUGGAAACCUUAUGCUACUUCAGUUAUCCCUUUUGUCAGGCCUAUAGACUACAUUACUCCAGGUCCUGGUCUCACUGCAUUUCCUCAAAACAUGUUUCCAUUAGUCUGCUUUACGUUUUUUUUUUUUUUUUUUCGGUUCACAACCAAAACCACAAUAACUGAAAAGCAGUUGAGGUCUGUGGCGCAAUUUGAUAGGCAGGUAGCCCGUUCUAGUCGUCCAGACUCUAGAAUACGGAACGUUCUACAGUGUGUUUCUACACUUAGUUGGAACACAGAAUGAUACAAUGUAGUGUAUGUAUGGAAUGCAUGUUGAAUCAUGGGCUACACCCAGUGGUCUAGUGCAGGGUAUACUCAGGUACACGGGGUAUACCCACUUCUAAAUCCCCUCUUUUGUGUCUAGUGUUGCUGAUUCUUUUUUUGUUUUAUUUUUUGGAUGGCAAAGGCAAGACAUAAUGGUCCAGUUUUCGUGAGUGGAUGGAGUGAGGAAUAAAGAAUACUUCACUGAAAA
Dicentrarchus labrax (European seabass) is the source of this 6291-nucleotide messenger RNA. RefSeq names its product homeobox D9a (gene hoxd9a). Gene Ontology annotation, molecular function: DNA-binding transcription factor activity, RNA polymerase II-specific; RNA polymerase II cis-regulatory region sequence-specific DNA binding. The record is from RefSeq and is a predicted model, not a curated record. The transcript is spliced from 2 exons. Gene Ontology annotation, cellular component: nucleus. Gene Ontology annotation, biological process: proximal/distal pattern formation; anterior/posterior pattern specification; embryonic skeletal system morphogenesis. NCBI's taxonomy places the organism in Eukaryota, Metazoa, Chordata, Actinopteri, Moronidae. The coding region runs from base 1172 to 1990 and encodes 272 amino acids.